AUGACUGACUUCACCUCCGUCGACGGCUGGCUUCAGCGACCGGACAUAUUCUUGCCCAUCGACAGUACCUUCCAAUGGGACUACGCUGGCGCCCAAAGCCCGAAGAACAUGGUCAACCAUUACAAUGAUCUCCUGCAACGAGCAGCUGAUCUCUACGCCACUCUUGACCAUUCAUUCGACAGCAUAUCUUCAUCAAGUUCCGACGCCUCUUAUACAUCGUCACCGGCGCAACGUGUGUCAUCUGCCAGCACCGUGGUGGCGCAGGUCAAGAGUUCGAUUCCCGACAAGCUUGAGCGGAGACGCGAGCAAAAUCGUUCGUCGCAGCGUGCAUACCGCGAACGCAAGGAGCGUCAUCAGAAAGAACUCGAAGGACAGAUUGCCGAUUGGCAUCAAAAGCACAAACAAUUGUCUCAGUCAUACUCACAGCAAAGCAAGGAAGUCACCCGGCUCAAGAUGCAGAUUGAGCAAUUGAACGACGAAAUCUCCCAGCUCCAGUCCUGCUCGUCCACUCUGUGUGGAUCACUCUGCGAGUCUCCUCAAGAGUUUGACCUUGUGCCGUUCUUCGAGUCCGACGAUUGGAGUCCCGCCACUACGCCACGGCCGUCCCAUGCCUCGCCCUCACGGCGUGUCUCUUCUUAG
Molecule: messenger RNA, 639 nt
Organism: Capronia coronata CBS 617.96
Lineage: Eukaryota; Fungi; Ascomycota; Eurotiomycetes; Chaetothyriales; Herpotrichiellaceae
Exons: 3
Coding region: 1-639 (212 amino acids)
Cellular component (GO): RNA polymerase II transcription regulator complex
Molecular function (GO): transcription cis-regulatory region binding; DNA-binding transcription activator activity, RNA polymerase II-specific
Source: RefSeq, a predicted model, not a curated record